CAAAACGCUUUUGCGGACUCACCUGACUUUGCAAUCUUUUUCGCGUGGUGGAGCGGUCGAUUCAGAUAAGGAUGACCGACCUCAGAGUAGGAUUUAAACAGGCGAUCCUUCAGCGGAUCCAGGGGAUUCGUGUGGAUUCUAAUCAACUGUUGGCUCAGAGUACUUUCCAAAACAAUGUCCAUACCAGUGCGCAUACCAGGCAACAUACUGACUUCAGUAUCAACCGAAUCCUCAGUGAUGCAAAAGCGGUUAAAGACUCAAAUCCAAUCGAUCUGUCCAAAUCGAACUCAGCCCCUACCUCAACCUGCAGCACGGGUAGUGGCACCUUAUCCGCCUCAACAUCUCUUGUGCCGACCACGGGGUAUUACCCGCAGCCAGGACGAAGUACGACUAGUGAGAAUUUAGUGAAACCUAAAGUUUAUAAGUUUUGGGAUUUGAACGCGUUGGCCAACUGUAACGGUUGUGAUCGAUAUUUUAAAAAUUUCGCAUUUCCCAAUAUUGCAAGCAUGGGUGGUGCGCUGUGGAGUGGAUUUCCCCAAGUUUUUCCGCACAGAAGUGAUUUCGUUGAACGGUUGGUCAUGCAAUCGGUUACGGUCGACGUGAAGAGUCAGCAGCAGAAGAUUUUGGACGAUGAAAUCAGUUACAAGUGUACGAUUUGUGAUAAGGUGUUUGGCUGUGCUAGUACUUUGGAGGCUCAUGAACGAACCCACAAGGCACCACGAUAUGAAUGUCUUGAUUGUGGAAAAGGAUUUUCCCAGCUUCGUAAUUACAAGUAUCAUUUAUCGGUGCACCGUGGUACGAAAGAAUUUGCAGCCGAAUGUCCUGAAUGCGGGAAAACCUUUAAUGACAAAGGCUAUUUGAGUAGUCACAUGAAAAUUCAUAGAAAUAAAAAGGAAUAUGAAUGUCCUUAUUGUCCGAAAUCUUUCAAUCAACGUGUUGCAUUCAAUAUGCACGUACGGAUUCACACCGGCGUCAAACCUCAUAAAUGCACAGAGUGUGGAAAACGCUUUUCACGGAAAAUGCUCCUGAAGCAGCAUAUGAGGACUCAUAGUGGCGAGAAGCCUUAUCAAUGUUCAGUUUGCGGGAAAUCAUUUGCUGAUCGGAGUAAUAUGACAUUGCACCACCGAUUGCAUUCAGGUAUAAAGCCGUUUACAUGUCCCAUCUGUCCGAAAGCCUUCACCAAGAAACACCACCUGAAGACACACCUGAAUUACCACACCGGAUGCAAGCCUUAUGUGUGUCCACAUCCCAAUUGUAAUCAAGCUUUUACGCAAUCCAGCAAUAUGAGGACGCAUGCGAAGAAAUGCCAGUUUCGGCCGAUCGCGGAAACAAUUGUUACACCAACAGUGAUCCUAUCAUAA
This is a messenger RNA of Hermetia illucens (black soldier fly), 1361 nucleotides long. RefSeq names its product zinc finger protein 32. NCBI's taxonomy places the organism in Eukaryota, Metazoa, Arthropoda, Insecta, Diptera, Stratiomyidae. The transcript is spliced from 4 exons. The record is from RefSeq and is a predicted model, not a curated record. The coding region runs from base 72 to 1361 and encodes 429 amino acids.